GCGAAGCGUUUCGACCAAUCAACACGCGGCCCAGAUCGACGCACCGCCCGCUGGACAAAAGUUGUGUUCAGGAUGCAAUCUUGUUCAAUGUUGGCAAUUCAACUGGAAGAACACGUGGUUCCGUUUCAGUUUCCUGACUUUGUGUAACUAAUGAUGGCCAGCCAAAAGUGCGUUUGACGGCUACCUGACAGUCGGGCGAGCGCCGGCAUGGCGGCGGCGGAGGCGAAAGGCGGCGCGAGGCAGACGCGACGCUCAGCGCUCCGCCCGGGACUCAACCCGGCGGCUCUGGCCUACGCCAUGACCACUUUGGGUUCCACCAUGAUCAACAGCAUAUUCAGCUUCUACUACGUGAAGCUGUUCAUCAACGAGUAUCAGAUAUCCGAGGGCGCUUUCCACCGAUCACAAUUGGUGUACAUGCUGUGGAACGCCAUCAACGAUCCUCUGUUCGGAUACCUGCAAGACAACUCCAAGGCGGCGUGCUGCGCCCAGCGGCGUCUCUCCAUCCUGUACGGCGCCCCGCUGUACGCGUUGGCCUUCCUCAUCGCCUGGUUCCCGUGGCGGCUCUACGCCCCCGGCGACUGGCUGAGCGGCGUCCACCUGACGGUGGCGUUGUGCGCCUUCGACGGCCUGCUCACCUUCGUGCUGCUGGCUCAGUGCGCCCUCUUCGCCGAGAUUUCCGGCCACCACCGGAGCCGACUGAGACUCGUCAAGUAUAGCCAGGUGGCGUCGCUGCUGGGCUCCUCGAGCGUGCUCUUCUGCGGGCUGCUGUCCAAAAACAUGGAGGACUUUGCGGCCUUCCAGGGGUUCACGGUGACGGUGGCCGUCCUGAGCUGCGGCUGCAUGCUCUACACGGGCCUCCGCAGCCGCAGCCAGUUCGACGACAAAGCGUCCGAGGAGUCCCGCGACUCCGAGUGCCCCCCCGCCACGGUGAAAACGCUGACGUGGCAAAUCCUCAUCAACGGGGACUUCCGGCACUUUGUGCUCAUGAACUUUUUCCAGGUCUUCAUGCUGGCUUUCUUUAGUAAUUUCACUCUGAUCUUUGCCGAGCACCUGAUUCCUUCGGAAGUGCUUUCGUCGCUGGCCAGGAGCGUCAUGUACGGCGCCGGAUUCAUUUGCCCUCAGCUGCUGGUGUUGAGCUGCGACAGACUUCUUCACAGCCUCGGCUACUACAGGAUGAUCCUGUACACCUUCUACCUGGAGGUCUUCAUGGGGGCUUUAAUGCUCGCGCUGGGUCCCCAGAACUAUCGUAUCCUGGCAUUGUUCCUCACCCUGAGCAUGGUCUUGGUGCAAGCCACCUUCAGUCUGUUCAGCUUGCCGCUAGCGGAUAUCAUCGACACCGACAUGCAGAAGUACAAGCGCAGCUCCCCGCUGUCCUCGAUGGUGUUCGGGACCAACGCCCUGUUCACCAAGCCCGCGCAGUCUCUGGCGCCGAUGUUAGUCAUCAACAUUCUCAACCAGUUCGGCUAUGAGCAGCUGAAGGAUGCUGGAAGGGACAUCAACCCAAGAGAGUUGGAGAGUCUGCACAGCGUCAUGUUCUACAUGGUGUGCGCGGUGCCCAUGUGCGUCGCUGCCGUGCAAGUCCUGGCGUGGAGGCCCUUCUCCAUACGCAGCAGUCACACCGUGGACAGCAAGUACAUUGACAGCUAGGAACAAUACCGAGGACGAGGCCUGACCGUCCUCGCGUUGGGGAAAUGAUAUUCACAGGUGACUCGUAAAUGUGUGGCUAUUUAAGAUGAUCGGGGGGGUUUGAAAGGGUGAGGGGAAUGUGUACAAAACCUGUAAUCUAGCUUCGUGUGAAGAUGUGUGACCCCCAGGCAGACUCCAUAUCUUAACAAUUUCAGUUAAGUCAAAUGUUUGAGCAGAAAAGAUAAAAAAAAAAAAAGGGGAAGAUCUGGAUGUACAUAGUGCCGUUUUCCCACCGUCGGCUUAUUAAUGAGCCUCCUGAGUCCCUGAAUAAUUCUGCAGUUGAAACCCGAGUACAGAUCCCAAAGCGUACCGUGAAGCUGGUUGACUUCAAGUUGUUGUAUUUUCCAAACGGGACAUAAAGCUCCGCACGCUUCGAAGAGGUCUUGACUCGGAAUGGGAACGGAAAACACUUUGUUGACAGCUUCUUCGGUUAAUUCCUUCAAAUCAACAGACGACGUGCUUCGAAGCGCAAGCUAAUUACAGUACUAGCAUCUUCUUGGAUUUAGAGUUUAUUGGUUAUGUAUUAUUAUUUUUUUGUCUUGAUAAGCUUUUUUGGCCUUUUGGGGCAUACAAUUUUUUUUUAACACUUAAUAUGUUGUAAUUGGUUCGACUUAGGACAUUCCAUCACCAUCCAAUUGGAGAAUAUUCCUUCGAUUGUUUUUUUUUUUUUCUUCCCCUAGCCGGACGAGUCAAAAUGAUAUUCUCUCAAGUCAUUCAAAAUGUGAGCAAUUUCCUAUUUGCCUAAGCUGAUGUCUAAACGGUAAAUGGAGUGCACUUCAGCCAAGUGGAGCGAAGUUUCCAUUUGCCAAAUUGUGUAAGUCAACAGGUUCUCCCAGGUGCUUGUUGGCGUGCGUUCAGGAGGAAUUCCAAGAUGUUGCACGCACCAUUUGGAGAUGACAUUACAACUUUAUAUCUUCCUUGUACGCAGUCCAAAAAAAAAAGUGGCAACUUAAGUUUGUGUUUCUGCCUAUUUGGCUUCCUGCUGACGUCGGGCAGACGGACUGGACCAUUGGGAUUCAUUAAAUGGGGAAAAUCAA
Molecule: messenger RNA, 2723 nt
Organism: Phyllopteryx taeniolatus (common seadragon)
Lineage: Eukaryota; Metazoa; Chordata; Actinopteri; Syngnathiformes; Syngnathidae
Gene: mfsd13al
Product: major facilitator superfamily domain containing 13a-like
Exons: 7
Coding region: 208-1647 (479 amino acids)
Source: RefSeq, a predicted model, not a curated record